AUGCGAAUCUUCCUCCUCUUCAUACUUGUCGCUCUGCAACACUUUGUCGACAGUCGCGGAGGUCGAAGAGGAGGGAAGGGCAAAGGGAAAAGCAAUCUGCAAUUUGCACAAGUAGCCGAAUUCUCAUUAAUUCAAACACAACUCGCCGACAAUCGGAGUGCUCAUAUCGUCACUGGCUCACACUUCAGUCAGACAUUUCGCCUUGGAUAUAAACUGAUCAUCAUUUGCAAAGCAAAAGGGGAUCCACGACCGACCAUUAAAUGGUACAAGGAGGGCGCUGAGCUUCAUCCGAAACAUAACACUCAU
Messenger RNA from Ostertagia ostertagi, 306 nucleotides. The record is from the annotation of a GenBank genome assembly. Lineage: Eukaryota; Metazoa; Nematoda; Chromadorea; Rhabditida; Trichostrongylidae.